Drosophila innubila is the source of this 399-nucleotide messenger RNA. RefSeq lists its product as uncharacterized. The record is from RefSeq and is a predicted model, not a curated record. NCBI's taxonomy places the organism in Eukaryota, Metazoa, Arthropoda, Insecta, Diptera, Drosophilidae. Bases 1 to 399 code for a protein of 132 amino acids. The transcript has 4 exons.
AUGAUCAACCUGGAGAAAACCAGUCGAGGUACCUGCAAGGACAGCCUCAUUACGGAAGCCGACGGCGGAGCUGGAAAUGGAAACGGAGACGAUUCUAAAGAUGAAGAUGAAGCUGGAGAUGGAGCAGUGAAACGGAGAACAGAAAAGAGAGAAGCGGUACUGAGACUCAGACGUAGGACAAUGAGGACACCGGCAACGGCAACGGCGACAGGAAGUAAAGUUGUCAAAACUGGCUUCCCAUUUUGCCCCUGCCCCAGAAACCAGAACCAGAACCAUAACCAGAACCAGAAGCAAAUGAAAGGUGCGGCUGCACUCCGAGUUGAAAGGAAUCUAGAACGGGUAAUGGAAGGAGAAGAGCGAAGGUACUCGGCGCUUCUUCUGUUUAAAAACAGGGGCUGA